AUGCCUCCCACAGACCCUUCAUUCGACGUGCUACGAAAAAAGGAAAACAUGGAUUCGAGGAGAGAGCACAGAGAUAAAACCAGUCCAGUGAAGGGUGUGAAUUUUAAAAGGCAGAAAUUAAGUGAUGGGGAAGACUUCUGGGCAUCUGCAACCCUGUGCCAAAGUCCGGACAACACCCGCAAUGGGGGAUGCUUAAAUAAAAAUAGGAAAGCCAAGGGGAUCAGGCGCUCCAGUGGAAGUAGUGAAAGUGAAGGCUGCUUCCGGGGGAAUCACAGUAACCUAUGUAACAAUGUGGUGAAGACAGAAAUGGAAAGCACCGCACCAGGGCGUUACCACCCCAUUGAUUACAAAAAUGGUUACUCCAACAACACACACACGCUUGAGGAGGAAGCGGAUAUGGUAACGGGCAAACACGUGGGGAAAGCAAAUAGUGCGGGCAAUCGUCAACCCCGCACCCUGCGCAACCACGUCAGUGACACAUACAAGGCUCUCAUCAACAUUUGUUUGAAUGAAAUUAAAAAAAGUGCAAACGCAGAAGAUGUGCACGAUGUGUAUAGGGUCCUUAAAAACAAGGACCUCAUAUUUGACGAUGAAAAAAUGAGCGGCAACGAAUUUGACAGGAGCAAGGAACAGUUUCCCCGUGGGAGCACCUCCUCCAGUGGGUCAAGAGCGUCACCCCUUAGUCAUAGACAACACUGGGACAACUCUGAAUGUGUUGAGAAGGGUGAGAGAGUACCCCACUAUCGAGUAAAUAGGAAGAGGAGCAAACCGAGCAGCACCUCUGUUAGAAGCAGGAGGGGGCGAAGUGGCGCGCUGAAGAGUUGUCAUAGGGAAGGCGCAAAGGGGGAUGAUAAGGAAUGGAGUGAUGAAGAACAGGAAGAUGACAGCUCCCCGCAUCCCGCAUCAGCCGAUAGGAACACGGGAAGGGGCGAAGUGCAGAAGGGUGUCACAAGUGACCAAUCGGCUAUUCAAGAUGAUGACUCAGAUGAAGGAGGUGGAGCAGACAAACGGGGUGAAGGUGGCGGAGGAAGAGAGAAGCUCCUCGCUUCAGCGGAUGAAGAAGACGCAGCGCGCUUCGCCAGGAAGAAGCUGAAAACGGGGAUGGAGAGAAAUAUCAAUCAAAUAGAAGGCAUCAAUCGGAAUCGCAGCGGUGGAAUGCACCUGGCCAGACCCACCACUAGGGAGAAAAUUGAAUCGGACAUGUACAAUAUCUUCAAAGGGGUUAUUAACAUGCUUACGUGUAAGUACCCACAGCACAACAUAAAGGAGUUCUUCUUCAGCAGCCAAGACAAACUCAAAGAAGAGUAUGAAGUUAACAAAAGUAAGUCUAUACAAAUAACUAGGUACCACUCCAACAGGUGUAAUAAUAUCUACACCAAGAUCAAGCAAGAACUCUUUUACGUCACGAAAAACACCAAACUGAGGAAUCACAUAAUUAAUACAAGGUACAUGUUCGAUGUUUAUAAUUAUUGUGUAAAGAAUAUUAAGAGGAACAUAACUGUACUUUCUCAUUUCAUCCCAAACAAGAAGGACUACAAAUUUAUAACCAAAAUGAUGUUUAAUCACAAUUGUGAAAAUGUGGUAACUUCCGGAAAGGAUGGUUAUAUAAAAAUCUUCCAUGCCAUGACGGGAAACCUAAUCCUCUGCAUUAAGGCACAUCAGAAUGCCAUCACUGAUUUUGAUGUACACCGGUCGGAUAAGUAUAUUCUUUCCUGUGAUGAGAAAGGGGUCGUCAAAUUUUGGCUAAUUGAUAAACACAAAUUUAAAACUCUCUUCACGUAUAGAAGAUCCUUUCUAAUGAAGAACGUACACUUUUUUUAUCAUGAAAAAGGGAAUAGUCACAAUCGAAAUGGUACUUACAAAACGUAUGCCAUCUGCUCCACCAACUCCUACUUCUUCAUCAUCAUUUUUGAUGACCUCAGUAAUGAUUCACACUUAUUAUACUCCAUGGAUAUAAAUGUUGGAGUUGUUAAAUUUUUCCCCUACCUUCAAUUCUCCUAUUCUCUAAGUUUUAACGUGUCCCCCUACAUGUACAACUCUUUCGUCAUGUCCAAUGGACCCAUCAGAGGAUUAAAGAAUUCCUACCUCAUGUUCAUCAAUACGUCUAGCCAAGACACUGAUAAGUGUUGUGAGAAGAACGAUUUUUCUAACACCACCAAUUAUAAGAGGAGAAAAAAAAAACCCACGUUUUUGCUCCUCACAUCCAAGCCGUACUACGAUAAUGAACAACGAAGUGACGAAUUGCUUAGCAUCACACCCAAUGAUAUGAACAUUAUCAAAUAUGUUAAUAGAAUUGAUGAGAGUAAGUAUAGGAGUGCUCAGACCGAUGAUGUGAUUGAACUGACUUACAAAGAUGAAAAAAAAAAACAAAAAAUGAGUGAUGAAGAUCUUUCCUAUGCUAAAAUUUUCCAUUGUUUAGAGAUCAAUGUGUUGCAAAAUAAUACAAAGAAGGAUAUUGGUUUCUGUCUCUUCAAACGGUUCGAAGAUUUCAACAAAGAGAUUGUCCGCGUCGCCUUCUCCAACCGCUCUGCUGACUUCCUUACUGUGCAGUUUAACGGUUCUAUAUAUCUGUGGCACUUCCAGAGUUACAUAGACGAGAUGGCGCGCAACAGGGGGAGAGGCAACUCUUCCCACAGUAAAAGUGUUCACAAUGGUGGACGUGACAAAGUUAAUGUUUGCUGCUUUUACACCUCCCUGUACGUCGAAUUUUUUCUCGAAUCCUUGGCCCUCAACGAGAGCAACAAGGCCAAGGGAGGCAGAACUGACUUGGGAGGAUGCCAGGGCAGGGGCGACGAUGCGCGCAAGCCUGGUGAUAGGAGAGAUCAAAAGGGUACCAUAAACAACAAUGCCAAGAACGACGUAAAUGACGAAAACGAAUAUGAUAAUUUGUUUGUCAUAUCUUCUACGUCCUGUUCGUCAUACUGCUACUCCUCCAGCGGAAAUGAAUAUGUGCCAAGGGUCAACAGGGAGAAGGAACUCAAGAAGAAGCGGCUCCUUAGGGCACAGCGGGAGGUCAACAUUGGCGGGAAUGCACCGCUGGGAAAAGGGGUCCUCGAGGAGAAGGACAAGUCAGGAGCAGCCAAUAACGUAGACACUGGGGGCAGUAGCACAAUAGGAGUAGACCCGGCGGAAACGAACAACGGCAGCGUCAUCAUGGAGAGCAUCGUCCACAGUAGCGGUAGUGCCAGUGCAAGGAGAAGUGCAAAUGGAAAUAAUAGACUCGACACAAAUCGGCUUGCAUCCAACCGUGUGGAAACAAUUCAUCUGAGCACGAACCGCUUCACGGGAAAUCGCUUCACAGGGAGCCGCCUCGCCGCGAAUCGCCUGCACACUAACCAGGCGGCUGGAAAAACAAGUACACAGUGCGUAUACAACGAGAACACAAACAAUAAGCCCAAAAUGAGAGCCAAAAAAUUAAAUUACAAAAUUAGUAACGUCUCUUUUAACAUGUCUGACGAAUAUCUAAUCGUAGCUGAUGGCAUAACUAACAAAUCAAACUCUUCAAAGGAAGACACCUUUGCAGUGACCAUGAAGACUAACCUGUCCAUAUUCUGCUUAAAGACCUACGAAGAAAUUAAAAACUUCGACCUAAAAGAAUGCAACAGCUAUGUGAGUUUUAUCAAGCCAAACCCUUUCUUCACAGAUGUAAUUCUCUUCGCCUGUUUUAGAAAAUACAUUUAUUUGUUAAAUGUACAAAAGAAAAAGAUUAUAAAAAAAUAUUCUUACGAUAGCGAGUUGAAAAAUCUAAGUGCCGAGUGGAGUCAAAAUGGCUAUCUCUUCAUCGUCUCCCACAAUUAUGGUUACUUCUCCAUCUUCACACUUAACAAAAAUGCUUCUUAUAAAUUGACUCUAUCUGAUCAAAUCACUUCGUAUCAACUUUGCUCUUUCAACGAACCCAGCAUUAACGAUGUGACGCACAAUUUUGAUAAUGUUAAUUCUCUACCAGAUGUUUUUAUGUAUGACACUUUUGAGCCAAAUAAUAUAGAGGGCGCUGUUGAUCUUGUGCGAUUUAACAGUGGUGCGGGAGGAGCAGCAGCAAUGGCAGCUGGUAUAACUGCUCCUAGAGGGUUCCUUUUGGGGGAAGGGAUAAACAAUACAUCUAAUUUUAACACCGGUGUGGAAGUCACAGGAGCGGGUAGAAGCUUCAGGAACAAUUGGAGGGGAGCCAUCGGCUUUGGUACCUCUGCGAGAAUUGGCUCCAAUACAAGAAACGGUAUUACUACGAGGAACGGAGAAACUACAAGGAAUGGAAUCGCUACACGCAAUAGCAGCAAACGCAACGACGCGAACAGAAACAAAGGCAGAAGAGGCACCCGCAGAAGCAACCGAAUUAUAGAGGACAGCUCGGAGCUCUCCUGCUCGGCCAACUCAAUUUACACACUCUACACGGACAGCAACUCGAAGAACUCCAAAAUAUCGGUGCAGGAUGAGGGAGAAACUGGGGAUUCCAAGAAAAAAAAAAAAAAAAAAAAAAAAAAAGGCUCUUCUGAUGAAGGCAGCGUAAAUAGCCCUAAUGAUGAAGUCAAAAUCAUCGACAAAGAUACCUUCCAGGGGAGGGAAGACAAACAUGUUAUCAAUUUGGAGAACAUCCCUUCGAACAGGGAGGAAGUCAUCAAUGUUGAAGAUGUGCACCGAGAGUGCAUUAAGAAUAAUUCCAACCGAAGGAAAGAAGUCAUUAACCUUGAUAAUGUCCUGAGUGACAACUACUCCUAUGGGUUUAAGAGUAAAAGGACGGCAAGGAACAGAUCGACGGCGAUGAAUGUGGGAACCAGGUCAAGUGCAGCCAAUACGGCAGGUGUGCGUACGAGAAAGAGGCUGCAUAUAGUUAGAAACGAAGGUGCAAAAAAUUUAAGUAGUCAAUCGAAUGACCAUUCCUCCAGUGGAAGUGGAAGUGGAAGUGGAAGCGGAAGUCACAGUGGAAUUGAUGAUGAGUCUGGAGGAAGCUCCAAUGGGGAACACACAUACCAAGUUAGGAAAAACCCAUUCCUACCAAUGAAAAAGAGAAAAAACAGAAAUGUGCCAUCUUCAGAUUUUAAAUCUAAAAGCGAUAAACACGAUGAGUGCUUGUUAACGCCAGGUUCUUCUCACCCUAGGGAAGGAGCACAGUACCCCUACGACAUCAGCAUUAACAAAUUAAAAGAAUUUUUCAGUGGGGAAAAACGGAAGGAAAACGAACAGGUCAUGCAAAGGGAUCGGUACAUGAGUGAUGGGGAUACCGAUUUCGAAAAAUGUAGUUCUAUUAAUUUUUUUAGUGACAAUUCAAAUUAUGGUAGUUAUUCUGAUGAUCUGUUUAUCGACUUACCAAGAAGGUGCAGGAUGGGUUCGCUCCAGAGUGGGAACAACCACAUUUCAUCAUACGAAUCGGACCUGCAUGGACAGCUAAAGCAUGUGAGUAGGAGAGGAAACCCAGGUGAUCGAGUCGAUGGUGCGUCGUGCAAGGGAAGGUGGACGCCACAUUGUUCAAACGGCAUGUGGGCAGAGGAGCGGGCCGCCAAGGGGGGAAGGAAUCCCUGGAGUAGCGCCAGUAGUAGCAGCGAAGAGGACGAUUACGAUGACCAUUACGAUGACCGUUACGAUGACGACGAGGAGGACGACGCAUGGCAUGGCGAAGCUGCCACAGAUGACGGCAGAAUCGCUGUCGCUGCAGAGCGUACCGCCCGCCGAAAGAACAAACUGCGCAAGGAAGGAAAACCCCCCUGCCUGCUAAACUUCACCAACUCAAACAUUUUGGUGGACAAGAAAUUUAAAAUAUACGAGCAGCACCUGCAACCUCUGCUUCCAAAAUUUUCUAGCUUCAAUUGCAGUACAAACUACCUGGAUAAAAUUAGGACCUCCCCGGUAGACCCCAUAUGCGUCCAGCUCAACUACUUCGCCCAAAUGUGCCGCAGGUUGAAGAGGGAGAACACCAUAAAUUUAAAGUCCCUCCUAACCUUUGACGUUCUGUACAAAGCGUUGAUAAAUUAUGGAGCAAGUGGCGGUGUUAUGACCAUUGGUAGUAUGAAGGCAGGUGCUCACAGUGCGUGCGGUGCCUCUCCCACAUCAGAUCAUAAGAAAUGGUUCAACCACAGAGGGGCGAGCGAAGCCCACGGAAGUGCCCUUGCAGAGGUGAAGGGCGAGCGUAGGAGCAGCUCAGUUAGUGAUGGAUACCAUUGCGUAGUUGAUAUGGAUGAGCGACUCAUUCACCAAGCUGCCAACGCCAAGCAGCACUUCCAGGUGGUCAAUAGCAGGGGGGACGAGGAGCCCCUGCCCAGGAUGCUGGCCCAUAGGAAGAAUGAGAAAAGUGAGGCGUUCCUCCGUCUUUUGCGGGGUUGCGCUAGGGGUAGAGUUGACGGUACAUUUGGCAACGCAUUGGGUAGCGCACUUAGCAGCGCAUUGUGUAAUGGAAAGAACAGAGAGGAUAAUCCCCCCUCCGAGACGGACAGAGACCCGCAAGGGCAGCAGCACCCCUUCGGCGCAACGCUAACCAGGUGCAUAGAAACGUUCAAACAGAAAAGCGGAGGCAAGGACAAGUACAAAAUGUGUUAUAUGAACGCCGUGAGAGUAGGCCGAUCGUACAAAAGAUUUAUAAAUGUAAUAUCAACCUGUGACAAUAGUAGUGUCCUAACACACUAUAGCAGAGGAGGAAAAAGGAUCCCCGCAAAAAACUCCUUCCAACAUCAAAUGGAUGAAAUGAGCCAGUCAUUGCUCUACCAAGUUUUGAAGAAGUUUCCCUGUAGAGAAGAAGAAGAUAUUGAUAGUUUUAUUUAUUAUAAAAAAAAGACCUACUCAGAAAAAAGUAUUAAGGAAGUUCUUCAGUCUUAUUUGAAGCAUUACAAUUAUGUCGAACAAAACAUAGAGCAAUUUGACCAUAGGUUGUUCAUUUACACAAACGACAACCGAAUGCUUUUUAUGAAUUCACACACGAUGAAAUUGUUAAAGGUUUUACAAGAGAACUAUUGCAAAAGCUUAAUUAGAGAAAGUUUCAACCUCAUGAAUAAUACCCAGCUCAAAGGAAGAAAUUGUAUAAUUAAAAAUGUCGACGGGAUCAACAAUUGUACCUUCCUGAACCCAUACUCCUUAUAUCUAAGGUCCACUGGAAAUUAUGAUUUUCUAAACUCCAGAACUGUUCAGAAUACUCUACUCUCUAGUUAUGCUAGGUACAAUGAAUUAUUUGCCAUGUUUAGAGGUAACAUGCAGGUGAACAAUGUGGGAAGUGGAGUUAGUGCACGUAAUGUUGCGAAUGGGGCUAACGCUACCAACCUGGCCAAUGUCACCAAUACAAACAACACCAUCAACGUUACGAACUUUUUAUUGAACUAUGAAAAUGUUUUAAGCUCAGGAAGGAAUACAGAUAUUGCUGUGAUAAGUGAGCAUUCUUCAAUUUUCACCAGUGACCAAUCAGCCAACUUCUUUUCAGAGGAUGAAGAAGACGAUGAUGACGACGAUGACGAUUAUGUUUCAGAUGAUUAUGACUUUGGAUACCACCACGCAUCGAGCUCUUAUUCGAGAAGGAACAAUAGAAGGAACAGACGUAGGGGCACUACCAGAACUUCCAGAAGAACCGCCAGCAGUAGACGUAGGACCAGGACACGCAACAACAAUAAUAAUAACACUCCUAGAAGAACCUCCGCUAGGAAUAGAAAAAACAAUGAGAAGAAAAAUUACAAUUGUGAUGCGGUCGUCCAUGUUAAUGUCAGGAAAAGCGAUCGCCUACGAAAUAAAGAAAUGAACAGACGAGAGAACAAUGGUGGGGGAGCGAGCAUCAACAAUGGAGAUGAUGAUUUGCUCAAUGAUCACGGUGAUGACUUUUUUAACAACGGCAGCAGCAGCAGGCACCUCAGAAACAGCUCCUCCAACUAUUACAGAAGCCGCUACAACACAAGGUCUUCCAACACAAACCGCGACUUUACUUGA
This is a messenger RNA of Plasmodium fragile, 7893 nucleotides long. RefSeq lists its product as uncharacterized. The transcript has a single exon. Lineage: Eukaryota; Apicomplexa; Aconoidasida; Haemosporida; Plasmodiidae. Gene Ontology annotation, biological process: regulation of cell shape; regulation of transcription by RNA polymerase II; cytoskeleton organization. The record is from RefSeq and is a predicted model, not a curated record. The coding region runs from base 1 to 7893 and encodes 2630 amino acids. Gene Ontology annotation, molecular function: protein binding. Gene Ontology annotation, cellular component: nucleus.